Molecule: messenger RNA, 1655 nt
Organism: Physcomitrium patens
Lineage: Eukaryota; Viridiplantae; Streptophyta; Bryopsida; Funariales; Funariaceae
Product: protein ANTHESIS PROMOTING FACTOR 1
Cellular component (GO): Set1C/COMPASS complex
Molecular function (GO): protein binding; chromatin binding
Source: RefSeq, a predicted model, not a curated record
CCGGGGUUUGCGAUCACCUUUUGUUUUGUUGUUCCAUUUGCUGGUUAUUGAUUCACACUCAACGCCCCGAGCUCCGACGUCGAAUUGCUUCCAGCGAUUUUAUGUCGAGUAUGUUCAAUGUGAUGGAAAUGAACGAUUGAAGGUGUGUGCAUUGUUUGUGGAAUUUGUCUAAGUUGUCCACUGGUGAUGGAGGAGAAGCGGGGAGUGGCGCUAGAGCUCAACGAUACAGUGAUCAAACGCAUGUGCGUGGGCGCUGCCUUCAAGGAUUAUGGUGGGAGGGUCAAUUCACUUGAUUUUCAUCGCGCUGACGACCUCCUUGUAACUGCCUCUGACGACGAAUCUAUACGCCUCUACGAUACCGCUAAUGCCACAUUGCUGAAAACAAUACAUAGCAAGAAGUAUGGGGUAGACCAGAUUUGCUUCACCCACCACACCAGCUCAGUAGUUUACUCUUCAAAGAACGGAUGGGAUGAGUCGCUGCGAUAUUUAUCAUUGUUUGACAAUCGAUAUUUGCGCUACUUCAAAGGGCACCGUGACAGGGUGGUCUCACUAUGCAUGUCUCCCAAGAAUGACUGUUUCAUGUCUGGUGCACUGGAUCACACUGUACGCCUGUGGGAUCUGCGCACGAAUGUGUGUCAGGGACUUUUGCGUGUGAGGGGUAGACCCGCUGUUGCGUAUGAUCAACAGGGCCUUGUAUUUUCUGUAGCUAUGGAAAAUGGAGCUAUCAAACUAUUUGACGUACGCUCUUAUGACAAGGGACCUUUUGAUACAUUCUUGGUAGGGGGUGAUACAGUUGAAGUGUCUGGUAUGAAAUUCAGCUAUGAUGGCAAGCUUAUGCUACUGUCAACAUCCAACGGUCAUAUCUAUGUUUUAGAUGCCUACACUGGACGGAAGGUUCAUGCUUUCACUGUUGAACCCAACCCUGACGGUGCGGUACUGGAGGCUUCCUUCAGUCCAGAUUCGCAAUUUGUUAUUGCAGGGUCGGGUGAUGGCUCUUUGCGAGCAUGGAACACGGUGUCGGGUGCUGAGGUUGCAUGCUGGACGAACAACGCAGGGGUGCCUGCAUGUGUGAAGUGGGCGCCUCGCCGGUUUAUGUUUGCUACUGCAUCAGUUGCAUUGUCCUUCUGGGUUCCUGAUUUAUCGAAGCUUCAGAAAGCAGAUAAUGGUUCCUAAAGCAGAUAAUGGUUGCAGAUGACGACGACAACCUAAUUCUGCAAAUGAGUAUCCCCCAAGGGUCCCUCACUUGUGAGAUUUAUUGAGGCUCUUAAAAAUCACCUCAGUUUUGUAUCAUACAUAAGUCAUGGAAUAUGCCUGCUGUAGGAAAUUCAUUUUAAGUCCAUUUUAAAUUCAUUCCUUUACAGGGCAUGAAGAAAAGCGUAUGCUGUCGUUCCAUGUGCUUGGUUUGGCGAAUCAAUUGGUAGACAAUGAAGGUUUCGAUAAAAUCAAUGUCUUCAAUGCCUGUAGUUAAGCAGCAAGCAUAUUUUAUGACAAACUUUGGCUGUGAUGGAUCUGUUUAGAUACAUGUCUCACAUGACUUUUAGUAUGGUUCAUGUGAUUGUCACACAUGUGGCAUCAAAACUGAUGAUAUGACAUGUCCACAACACUGAUAAUCCAUGUAGUAACUACUUAAUUCCAAGCUUUUAUAUUUUGGGGCA